GGCCGGAGCAGCAGCGAGGAGGAGACACCAACGGCUUAACCCAAAGGCAGAAAACAUAGAAGCACAUACUGCAUCCAUGUUUGGGAAAAGAUAGUUACUACGGACAAAGGGGAUAAACAUCGACGACAUAAGAAAGAUGAGUAUGUUAAAACCAAGUGGGCUUAAGGCUCCUACCAAGAUCAGCAAGCCUGGAAGUACAGCAUUGAAAACAGCUGCAUCUGUUGCUGCUGCUCCAGCAGAAAAAGCAGUGUCCAGUGAAAAGCCGUCAAGUACACCCACCUCGGAGGCACAUGAUGACUUUGUGGAUGACUUCAGAGUUGGGGAGCGUGUUUGGGUCAAUGGAAACAAACCUGGCUUUAUUCAGUUUCUUGGAGAAACACAGUUUGCUCCAGGACAGUGGGCAGGGAUUGUUCUAGAUGAACCCAUUGGCAAGAAUGAUGGCUCUGUAGCUGGAGUUCGCUAUUUCCAGUGUGAACUUUCACGGGGAAUAUUUACAAGGCCAUCAAAGCUGACAAGAAAAGUGCUGGCAGAAGAUGAAGCCAAUGGUACACAGACAGCUAAUGCUUCUAGAGCUACUUCACCAACCUCCACAUCAGCUGUUAGUAUGGUGUCUUCUCCCCCUGCAGCAGCUCCCCCUACAGGAAUUCCUCAAAAGACUUCUCCACCAGCUGGCAAGGAACACUUUACUCCUACUCAAAUUAGCAACCUGUCAAAAACUGCAAGUGAAUCUAUAUCAAACCUCUCUGAAGCUGGGUCUGUAAAGAAAGGAGAAAGAGAACUCAAAAUUGGAGAUCGAGUUUUGGUUGGUGGCACCAAAGCUGGAGUAGUACGUUUUCUGGGGGAAACUGACUUUGCUAAAGGAGAGUGGUGUGGAGUAGAAUUAGAUGAGCCUCUGGGAAAGAAUGAUGGAGCAGUGGCUGGAACAAGGUAUUUUCAGUGUCAGCCGAAAUAUGGCUUAUUUGCACCGGUCCACAAAGUUACCAAGAUUGGAUUUCCAUCAACCACACCAGCUAAAGCCAAGGCAACUGUGAGAAAAGUGGUUGCAACGCCGUCAGCUCUGAAACGCAGUCCAAGUGCAUCUUCCCUGAGUUCUCUCAGUUCUGUGGCAUCAUCAGUAAGCAGCAAGCCAAGCCGUACAGGACUAUUAACAGAAACAUCUUCCCGAUAUGCAAGAAAAAUUUCUGGCACCACUGCUCUCCAGGAGGCUCUGAAGGAGAAGCAGCAGCAUAUUGAACAGCUUCUGGCAGAGAGGGACCUGGAGAGGGCUGAGGUUGCUAAAGCAACAAGUCAUGUAGGGGAAAUAGAGCAGGAGCUGGCAUUGGCUCGAGAUGGACAUGAUCAGCAUGUACUGGAAAUGGAAGCAAAAAUGGACCAGUUGCGAGCUAUGGUCGAAGCUGCUGAUAGGGAGAAAGUGGAGCUUCUCAACCAGCUUGAGGAAGAGAAAAGGAAGGUGGAGGAUCUUCAGUUCCGCGUAGAGGAAGAGUCCAUUACCAAAGGAGACCUAGAGGUGGCCACAGUAUCAGAAAAAUCUCGCAUCAUGGAACUAGAAAGAGAUCUAGCAUUGCGGGUGAAGGAAGUAGCUGAGCUCCGAGGGAGAUUAGAGUCUAGUAAGCCAGUCAGUGAUGUGGACAGUUCUCUCUCACUGCUUCAAGAAAUAAGUUCUUUGCAAGAAAAAGUGGCAGAAAUUAGCAAAGAACAUCAACAUGAAAUAAAUUCACUAAAAGAGAAGUUUGGAAUCAGUGAAGAAUCUUAUCAGAAGGAGAUCAAAGCACUUUCAGCCUCACAUGAAAGAAUUGCAAAAGAAAAUGAGUUGCUGAAAACUAAGCUUGAUCGUGCCAACAAGGAGAAUUCAGAUGUGAUAGAGCUGUGGAAAUCAAAGCUGGAAUCUGCUAUUGCUUCACAUCAGCAAGCAAUGGAAGAACUAAAGGUUUCAUUCAGCAAAGGUGUUGGGGCUCAGACUGCUGAAUUCGCAGACCUAAAGACCCAGGUUGAGAAAAUGAGAUUAGAGCAUCAAAAUGAAACGUCAAAUUUAAAACUAAAACAAGAAAACGAAAGAUCUCAGCAUAUGAAAGAGAUUGAAGCUCUGAAAGCGAAGCUAUUGGAAAUCACUGAGGAGAGAGAGCGAAGCCUGGAAAACCUGAAGACCAAACUAGAAAAUGCAGAAGAUCAACAUCUAGUAGAAAUGGAAGAUGCUUUAAACAAAUUACAGGAAGCUGAAAUAAAGGUAAAGGAGCUAGAGGUACUUCAAGCCAAGUGCAAUGAACAAACCAAGGUUAUUGAUAGUUUAACAACACAGAUCAAAGUUACUGAAGAAAAGAUUUUGGACCUUGAUGUACUUCAGAAAGCCAAUUCUGAAGGUAAAUUGGAAAUCCAGAAACUUAGCAAGCAGCUUGAGGCAGCUGAGAAACUGAUACGAAACCUAGAGACUGAAAAGAUUGAUGGGAGUAGCAAGGCUAGUAAUCUGGCCAAAGAACUUCAGGGCAAAGAGCAAAAGCUUCUUGACCUGGACAAAGACUUGGGUGUAGUAAAUCAAGUUAAAGAUUCUUUGGAAAAGGAGCUUCAACUUUUGAAAGGAAAGUUUACUAGUGCUGCUGAAGAGGCAGAAAGUGUUCAAAAAUCUAUGCAAGAAACUAUUAAAAAACUAAACCAAAAAGAAGAGCAAUUUGCACUCAUGUCUUCGGAACUGGAUCAGUUAAAAUCUAAUUUGACAGUUAUGGAGAAAAAAUUGAAAGAGAGGGAAGAAAAAGAACAGCAGUUGUCUGAAGCUAAAGCCAAACUCGAGAAUGAUAUAGCAGAAAUAAUGAAGUCCUCGGGAGAUAGUUCUUCUCAGCUUACAAAGAUGAAUGAUGAGCUGCGGUUAAAAGAAAGGAAGCUAGAAGAACUACAAAUUCAGCUUACCAAAUCAAAUGAAAAGGCAGCUCAGCUGCAGGAAAAUGUGGAACAGACAACACGUAACGCGGAACAGAACCAGCAGGAAAUACUUAAGAAUCAUCGGGCUGAACUGAAGAAAAUGCAAGAUCAAUUAGUAGAUCUGGAAAAGCAAAUUGAGAAAAGCCAAAAUCAGAAUAAGGAUCUGCAGAUGACGCAUGAAAAAACCAAUUCUGAGAUGAUCGCUGAGCACAAUGCAGCCAUCAAAGAGCUUAAACAGAAUCUGCUGGACACAGAAGAGAUGCUGAAAAGUGCAAAAGAGAAAAACAGCGACUUGGAAAAACAGGCUGAGGAGCUGAAAAAACAAGCAGAACUUGCCAAAUCUUUAACUUCUGUGUUAGCAUCAGCCAAAAAAGAGAUUGAACUAAUGUCAGACGAGAUGAGGGGUUUGAUAUCAGAGAAGGAGAUUCUGGCACAGGAGGGAAAUGCUUUAAAGUUAGAGAAAGGUUCACUAUUAUCAAAACUACUAGAGUUGGAAUCCAAGCUUAUGUUGUUGCAACAAGAUCAGGAAAAGCUUUGGACAAUAAAUGAAGAACUUGAUUCAGAAAAUAAAAAGAUCUUAAAGGAAAAGCAAGAAGCUGAAACUAAAAGUCAACAGGAAAGCACAGAAAAGGCAGCAUUAAUUUCUGAGAAACAAAAGUUAUUUAUUGAAAUAGGGACAACACAGAAAGAUCUUCUAAAAAUAAGUAGAGAAAAUGAUGCUCUACGCUCUUCAGAAUCAGCGCUGCUCCAACGGCUGGAAGAACUGGAGGAUAAUCAGAAAAUGCUUUCUGAGGAGAAUGCUACUCUUCUUAAAGACAAGGAUGAUGUCAUCCAGAAGCUGAAAAGCUCUUAUGAAGACCUGGCCAGAGAUCAAAAGGAACUCCUGCAAGAAUUAUCUGCUCUGGCUGCAGAGAGAAAUUCAGUCUUGGAUAAAAAAUUGGCUCUUGAAAGCACACAUGUGGCCUUAAAAAAUGAAAGGGACGAUCUGUUGCAAAAAAGACAAGACCUGCAAUCUGAAAAGGAAGCACUUCUUAAAAGUCAGGAAGAGCUGCAUUUGAGCUUAGAAACUGCUCUUAAUGAGGAAAAGGCCCUAAAUAGGAAAACUGAAGGACUGCAAGCAGAGCUAGAUGCUGUGAUUAAAGAACUUAAAAAAGCUACCAAAGACAAUGUAGAGUUGCAGGCCUCCUAUGCUAGUCUCUCUAAACUGCUUGAAGAGAUUAAAGCCAGUAGGGAGUCAACAGACUCCGAAUGCAUCCAGUUAUUACAAGAGAAGGAAGCUCUCUCUUCAUCUGAGCGGAGACUUUUGUCUGAAAGGGACGAACUUUUACAUGAAAAUAAGGCAAUUGCGGAAAAGCUUGCCAAGACCUCAGAAGAUGCCACCCUUGCUGAGAAAGCUGUAAAUGAGAAGAUUAGUCAACUGAGCAGAGAGAAGGAAUUGGCUUCUCAGAAGUCAGUGAAACUUAAAAAGCAGAAUGAUGCCCUUCUCAAAGAAAAGGACAUGUUAGAAACCAAAUGUGCAGAGCUGCUCACUGAAAAACAGUCUUCUGCAAAUGCACUGUGUGACUUGAAAAGAAAACAUGAGCUGGACAUCUCAGCCAAGAAAGCACUCGGUCAAGAGAAGGCAAAGCUCCUGAGUGCCGUUGAAAGCCUCAAGAGAGAACUGGACAAGAAAACCCAAGAAAAUCAAGAUCUAGUAGCCUAUAACUGUGAACUUUCAAAGUGUCUGAAAGAGGCUCAGAGUGCCAAAACACUGCUAGGAAAUGAACUUUCUGCUGUUUCGCAAGCCAAGCAAGUUCUGAUGGCUUCCUUCAAAACCUGUUCCUCCAGUAAGGAAAUGCUAGCCAAAGAGAGGACUGAAUUGCAAGAAGAAUGUCAGAAAUUAAAUGAAGAGGUCAAAAUUAUGCAGGAGAAUUUAACAAUAGAAAGGGAAGCUAGAAAGCUGGAAAAAGAUUCAUUCUUAUUGGGACAUGCAGAACUUCAGAACACCAUCAGCUUCUUAGAGAGGGAGAAGGAGCAGCUAACAGUUAAAAAUAAAGAAUUGCUGUCUGAGAAACAACUGCUGGUUCAGGAGAAACAAAAAUCUGAAUCCAAACUAGAGGAAAUCAUUAAAGAAAAGGAGGUUCUCAGCACAGAGACUGAUCAACUUGCCUCCAAUAUUGAAAAACUAAAGAGUGAUUUUGCUUCAUUGACUAAAUCGAAGGCAGAGCUCCAGGACUUGCAUGCCUGUCUCUCCAAUAUCCUAGAAGAUCUUCGGCAUAGCCAUGAGGUGACUGAAUUGGAGCGAACGAAGCUGCUCCAGGAAAAUGAGAGCCUGCUUGCGGAACAGAAGAAUCUGAUCAUGAUAAAGGAAGAAAUAUUGAAAGAGAGAGAGAAGUUUUCUGAGGACUAUUACAAACUGCAUGAGGAAGUAAUGCUUUUAGCACAAACUAAUGGUGACCUUUCAGCCAACCUACUGGUGUUGCAGAACAAAAAUCAGAUGCUACUGGUGGAGAAGGACAAACUUGCUUUGAAACUAAAAGAAACUGAGGCUCUUCAGACACAUACAGCUGCUAAAAUGGCAGAAGAUGCUUUGCAGGUAGUGGAGCAGGUGACCAAAGAGAAGGAUGCCCUUCAUCAAGAAAAGAUCGAUACACUGGCCUCCUUGGAGGACUCCAGACAGACAAAUCAGAAGCUUCAAAAUGAACUGGACAAACUUAAACAAAACAGCCUGAAAAACGAAGAGGAACUUAACAAGUCAAAAGAGCUUCUAAAUCUGGAGAACAAGAAAAUGGAAGAAUUUAGAAAAGAAGUAGAAGCGCUGAGACUGGCGGCUGCUCAGAAGUCCCAGCAGCUCACAGCCCUGCAAGAAGAGAACAUUAAACUUGCCGAGGAGCUGGGCAGGAGCAGGGACGAAGUCACAACUCAUCAGAAGCUGGAAGAGGAGAGAUCUGUACUUAAUAACCAGUUGUUAGAGAUGAAAAAGAGAGAAUCCGUAUUAAAAAAAGAAAUAGAUGAAGAGAGAGCUUCUUUACAGAAAUCCAUCAGUGUUACUAGUGCCUUGAUCACAGAGAAAGAUGAAGAACUGGAAAAACUCAGAAAUGAGAUCACAGUGCUCCGUGGAGAAAAUGCCUCUGCAAAAACCUUGCAGUCAGUAGUUCAGUCAUUGGAGUCUGAUAAGUUGAAACUUGAGCAAAAGGUGAAGAACCUGGAGCAGAAACUCAAAGAGAACAAGAAACAGCCUUCUUCUAUCACUAGCUCCUCAGGUGACACUGCUGCUAAUCCACUCCAAGAAGAAAAAGCAGAGGAGAGCCAGAUUGACUUCCUGAAUUCAGUAAUAGUGGAUCUUCAAAGGAAAAAUGAAGAAUUAAAGUUGAAGGUGGAAAUGAUGUCUGAAGCAGCUCUCAAUGGCAAUGAGGAGAUAAACAAUUAUGACAGCGAGGAUGAAAAUCAGUCAAAGAAAAAACCUCGCCUCUUCUGUGAUAUUUGCGACUGCUUUGAUCUCCAUGAAACUGAAGACUGUCCAACUCAGGCACAGGCAUCAGAUGACCCUCCCCAUUCGACUUAUCAUGGCAGCAGAAAAGAAGAGCGCCCCUAUUGUGAAAUCUGUGAGGUGUUCGGGCACUGGACAACCAAUUGCAAUGACGACGAGACCUUCUAA
Messenger RNA from Emys orbicularis (European pond turtle), 6547 nucleotides. It is a transcript of the gene CLIP1, whose product is annotated as CAP-Gly domain containing linker protein 1. The coding region runs from base 137 to 6547 and encodes 2136 amino acids. NCBI's taxonomy places the organism in Eukaryota, Metazoa, Chordata, Testudines, Emydidae. Gene Ontology annotation, molecular function: microtubule plus-end binding. Gene Ontology annotation, biological process: positive regulation of microtubule polymerization; cytoplasmic microtubule organization. Gene Ontology annotation, cellular component: nucleus; microtubule plus-end; cell cortex. The transcript has 25 exons. The record is from RefSeq and is a predicted model, not a curated record.